Messenger RNA from Sphaeroforma arctica JP610, 1117 nucleotides. RefSeq lists its product as hypothetical. Gene Ontology annotation, biological process: glycerol transmembrane transport. Gene Ontology annotation, cellular component: plasma membrane. The transcript has a single exon. Gene Ontology annotation, molecular function: glycerol channel activity. Bases 42 to 1058 code for a protein of 338 amino acids. The record is from RefSeq and is a predicted model, not a curated record. Lineage: Eukaryota; Ichthyosporea; Ichthyophonida.
ACAUUUAUUUACAUUUAUUUACAGACACUAAAUAAAAAGUCAUGGUGAGCGAAAUUGACAACGCGAAUUCUGAACUCGCGAUGAUGGGUUCAUCUUCAGCCGACAAGGAGAGGAAGAAGUCUGAGAAGAAGAUAAAUGCGGAUCAUCAUACGCCAAACAAUGACGAUACACAUCGAGUGAACAUCGAUAGCGCCAUGGCAGAUGAUCCUAAUUACGAUACCGACUCAGAGAAGGCUACAUGCGAGGAGUAUUUCGAUGUUCCUUUAUGGAGGGAGUGCAUAGGAGAAAUACUCGGUACAAUGACACUGGUUGCCUUUGGUGAUGGUGUAGUGGGACAAAUCGUCAUCUCGGAUGGUGGCGCGGGAAAUUACACAAAUAUUGCUCUCACCUGGGGAAUGGCGGUUACUGCGGGAAUAUAUGUGUCGAAAGGCACGAGUCUAUCGCAUCUGAACCCUGCUGUCACAUUCUCGUUCGCACUAUUGAGACAGUUCCCGUGGAAAAAGGUUAUCCCAUAUAUGAUAUCACAGUUAUUCGGGGCAUUCGUGGGCGCAGUGCUAGUAUGGUCAGUUUACUUCCCAGGAAAAGACGACUCUUAUUACACACAGGAGACUGCAGGUGUUUUCUCAACUUAUCCUGCAGCCAACGCGACAAAUUUGAAUUGUUUCUGGACAGAAGUAGUCGGCACGGCUCUCCUUAUGGCGGGCAUUCUCACAGUGUCAGAGGUCAGAUCGAAAACGCCCACAAUGCCCGAUUGGCUCACCCCGAUUAUGGUAGGUGGUGUGGUGGUUAUAAUUGGUAUGUCGUUUGGAUUUAAUUCUGGCUAUGCUAUUAACCCUGCGAGAGAUCUUGGACCACGUUUGGUCGCGAUGAUGUGCGGGUGGGGCACAGAUCCAUUCACCUGGGAUGAUUAUUACUUUUGGAUUCCUAUUGUCGCACCCAUGAUUGGUGGACCGAUAGGUUCAUUUUUGUAUGAACUUCUUCUUGGUAUGCACUACAAGAGAGAUAUCAAGCCAGUUACUUCUAGAGAUCGCCGUACUCCAGUAGACAAUGCAUGUUAAGCACACUUGUUCAAUUUGUAAUUAAACAGUAAUAUUAAUAAACAAACUAAAACUGUGGA